This is a messenger RNA of Cryptococcus amylolentus CBS 6039, 588 nucleotides long. RefSeq lists its product as hypothetical. The record is from RefSeq and is a predicted model, not a curated record. Lineage: Eukaryota; Fungi; Basidiomycota; Tremellomycetes; Tremellales; Cryptococcaceae. Gene Ontology annotation, biological process: protein folding. The transcript has 5 exons. Gene Ontology annotation, cellular component: cytoplasm. Bases 1 to 588 code for a protein of 195 amino acids.
AUGUCUGACAAGACGUAUGACCAGAUGACCCCCCAAGAGCGGACUGCGUUCGAUUUCGCUGAAAGACAAAGAGAGCAAGCCGAACAAGCCGAACUGCCUUACAAAUGGACACAAGAGCUUGGUACCGCUACUGUCACGGUUCCUUUGCCCGAAGGGACUCGCGGGAAAGACCUGAUCGUGGAGAUCAAGAGGACGACACUCAAGGUACAAUUGAAAAAAGAGGAAGACGCCAUAUUGCAAGGUCAGCUGUUUGCCGACGUAGUCGUUGACGACUGUUCAUGGACCAUCGACUCUUCCAUCCUGACAAUCGAGCUCGAAAAACUCUCCUCCCACAUCGGCAAAUCCCAAUGGUGGCCGCACAUCCUCACCCACCACCCCAAGAUCGAUACCAAAAAGAUCAAACCCGAAAACUCGCAGCUGUCCGACCUGGACCCAGCCACGAGAGGGAUGGUGGAGAAGAUGAUGUUUGAUAAUCGCCAGAAGGCUUUGGGCGGCAAGACGAGCGAUCAGAUCAAGAAGGAGGAGUUGGUGGAAAAGUUUAAGAGGGAGCAUCCCGAGAUGGAUUUUAGUAAUGCCAAGCUGGACUGA